Tripterygium wilfordii is the source of this 1101-nucleotide messenger RNA. RefSeq lists its product as uncharacterized. NCBI's taxonomy places the organism in Eukaryota, Viridiplantae, Streptophyta, Magnoliopsida, Celastrales, Celastraceae. The transcript has 3 exons. The record is from RefSeq and is a predicted model, not a curated record. Bases 1 to 1101 code for a protein of 366 amino acids.
AUGAGGAGUAAGCCAACUAUAUUGCAAAUCAACAAAGGUUUUCAAAGACAAGAGAAGAAAGCUAAUGUGGAGGAGGUAUUAGCACAAUUCAUGAUCAAGGUGGAAAAUAGAUUUCAAAAUCAAGAUGCCACAAUGCAGAACAUUGAAAGACAAAUUGGACAGUUAACACAUAUAUUAACUGAGAGACCUCAAGGUUCUUUUCCAAGCACCAUAGAGACAAAUCCCAAAGAGCAAGCAAAUUCGAUUACAUUGAGGAGUGGAAAGACUUUUGAGCAACCCCAAAGUGUCGUCAAAGAUGCCAUGGAAAGCUUGACUACCAAGAAUGAGACAAAGCAAAACAUGGGAGAUUCAAACAUAGCAAAGGCAUAUGCACCACAGCCCAAAGUUGUCAGUCCACCAUCAUAUCUUCCAUCAAUUCCUUUCCCACAACAUGCUUUAAAACAAAUGUCAAACUAUGUCAAGUUUAUGAAAGAGAUCCUCUCCAACAAAAGAAAGCUUGAGGACAACGAAACUGUUAUGCUUACGGAAGAGUGCAGCAUAAUUUUACAAAGAAGGCUUCCGCCAAAGCUAAAAGAUCCAGGAAGUUUCUCAAUCUCUUGCACUAUUGAAAAUUCUUAUUUUGAAAAAUCUUUAUGUGAUUUAGGUACAAGCGUAAAUCUAAUGCCUUUUUCAAUCUUUAGGAAACUUGGACUUGGUGAACCGAAGGCAACUACAAUUUCUUUACAAUUGGCAGAUAGAUCGAUCAAGCACCCAAGAGGAGUUAUUGAAGAUGUGUUGGUGAAAAUCGACAAAUUCUUCUUCCCGACUGAUUUCAUUGUUUUGGACAUGGAGGAAGACGAUGAGAUCCCACUCAUACUUGGUCGACCAUUCUUUGUUACGGGGAGGACAUCAAUCAAUGUUCAACAAGGUAAAUUGAUUUUGAGAGUGCAAGAUGAGCAAGUGAUAUUCAAUGUUUUUGAGCCAAUUAAGUUCUCAUCCGGAUGUGUUCGAGUGGACAUUAAAGACAAGUUGGUAGUUGACACUUUUAAAAAGAAAAAGCCAAGGCCACAUGUUGAAGCAUGUCUCACCGACUCUCGCUUCAUCGAAGACGAGAAAGUUUGA